AUGGGCAAGGGGAUGCAAAACUAUGUUGUUGACCCCAUGCCAGUAGAGAACUUCCUCAAUAAGUUCCUACCAAACCCUGAAGAUUAUGACACCUCGGACUUUGCUUCACACUUUGCUUCAGCCUCCAAUGCUGAAGUGUUCGACAUGCAAUCUAUUAAGAAAGAGGAGGAUUCUUACGAUCGAUUCAUGAGUAAUUCUGCACUUAUGAUAUUCAGAUCCUUGACAGUUUUACUGCAGAUUAACGGCAUACGACCCUUCGCUCCCCAGUUAUUGUUUGUGAACAGUUCCAAACAUGCAGACACCAAUAACUGCUCAUCAUUCACAUUCAACGUCAAGCCGGAUGUAUGUGUAUACGCCGACGGAACUUUGCACGGCUGCAAUAUUUCCAAAUUCAAAGUCAACAUCGAAUUCAAAUGGAAUGAUGUCCACGACGCAUUCCGUAAACAUCCUGGAGUUGAUCAGUUGAUCACAUCGCCUGCCCUGCGUGGCGUUGACACUUCCGUAACCCCUGCUAGCAAUGAAGAUGCUGCCCUCGCAAGGAUGAUGUUAAAGCUCACUUCUACCAUGCGCAUGUUGAAAGUUGCAGUCCCUCAGGAUCCUGCUGUUGAGGACUCUGACUGGUUGACGUUGAUCAUCCCCCAACCUGUUGCAAAAGGUUUUUCGCUUGUUGGCCGCUGGACUCGCACGUGUCCUGCGUUUGAUAUUCUCAAUAACAGGGUUGUAAUGUUCAAGGAUUCUUGGCGCAUGUUGUUAAAGGAUGUUCUACCGGAAGGCGAGACUUACAGAUUAUUGAGGUCGCACAAUGUUCACAAUGUCGCAACAUGCAUUGCAUUUCAUGAUGUGAUUCACGCUACCCCUGAGCGAAACACUCAGACUGUCAAGUUUGGGAGCGCCGAAUGGGCUUGCCCCAACAAGGCUGUCACUCCCCACAUUCUUCACCACCUGGUUCUCGAUCUUGUAGGCAAGCAAUUGACUGAUUUUGAGAGUUCUCAUCAACUCGUCCAGUCUGUUCGCGACGCAUUACUUGCCCACCAGGAUGCAUAUAAAAAUGCAAAAAUACUACAUCGAGAUCUCAGCGUCGGAAAUAUCGGUCCUCGACAAACCACCCGCACGGGAACCUGGCAGUUCAUGUCUGCUCACCUUGUUAAAAAUAGUUUUGCCAUCCAUGCUGUCGAGGAUGACCUCGAAUCCGGUCUGUACGUCGUUCUGUGGACGGCCUUGAAGUACAGGGAGAGCUACAUGAGCAUCAUUGACAGGACGCAAUUCAUUUUGCAGAUCUUCGACGCUGAUCCGCUGGUGGGGACCGGAGGAUCCGCGAAAUCGGAUUGGCUUGUCGCUAGAACCUACUUUCCACGUGAUAUAUUCAUCGGCUGCAAACCGCUCGACAAUCUCGUCGUUGAACUAGCCCAGUUCUUCUCGCAUCAGUACUCCUUGGUUUCCCCUGAGGCACAGGAGUCACUUGUGCGAUUGUGGCUCUCAUUGCAGGAAGUUCUAGACGAAGCCGGGUCUGUGCACAUGGCUGCACAGCAGAAGAUGAUAGAUGUUGCACAAUGCUGCCUGUUGGAGUCUUCUGCUUACCAGAAGGAGAUAGGUAUGCAGAUCCUGCACUCACACAAGGCCGUCAUCAAUAUCUACGACAAGUACCUUGGCUCAUCCGGAUGGCCUGACAAAGACGCAGCCGUACUGCAAAAAGUGCAUCCGACCAACAAGCAAAGUGGAUGUCGUUUAUACACCAAGUCACUAUGUGCCUCACAAGAUUUGACGUCCACAUGGGUGCAAGUCACACCAUCUGGCAAUAAAUGUAGGCUGGAUCCUGAGGGUGACGUUGAGAUCCUCAGUUCGGUGGCUGGCCUAGAUGGCCUUGUGUCCUUCGACCAAUGA
Messenger RNA from Suillus discolor, 1881 nucleotides. RefSeq lists its product as uncharacterized. Bases 1 to 1881 code for a protein of 626 amino acids. NCBI's taxonomy places the organism in Eukaryota, Fungi, Basidiomycota, Agaricomycetes, Boletales, Suillaceae. The transcript has 5 exons. The record is from RefSeq and is a predicted model, not a curated record.